AUGACGGAGGUGGAGGAGCUGCGGCCCGUUCCGCGGGAGCAGGCCAUACUGGAGAGUUUCUUCACUCAAGUUGGCAUGUUUUCCUUCGACCGAGCGAAGGACUACGUGGAGAAAGAGAAGGACAUUAGCAAGAGCGCCGGGGCCAUCUGGAGCGCGCUGCUGGCGGCUCUGGCCCACCUGGCCGCGGCCGAGAAGGUCUACCACAACAUGACAUUCCUGGGCCAAAAGCUAGGCGGGCAGUCUUUCUUCAGCCGCAAAGACUCCAUCCGCACCGUCUACACCUCCCUGUACAACGAGCUCCGGAAGGUGGUGACCAUGGGGCGCCACGGCCAGCCGGGCUCCGCCUCCUCGCACCUGGAGGACCUGCUGUCUCACCUGUCGGAGCAGCUGUGCCACUUCACGCAGGCCCGCAUGGAAAUGGCCGACCUGUACGAGAAGCUGCACUCCCUGGGGAGCCAGAAGAGCAUCAACUCGGAGGAGCUGGUGGCCACGCUGGAGGCCGUGCUGCAGAAAUACAGCUCCAAGUUCCACCACCCCAUCCUGGGCCGGGUGGAGGAGGGCUUCCAGACGGAGGUGGACGUGGUGACCCAGCUGCUGCGCUGCCAGGCCCAGGUGUCCGAGUGGCACUUCCUGCCCGCCCUGCUCAGCCUGCACGGCGCCCACUCCAAGCUGACCGUGUGGGGCCAGCUCUUCCAGCGGCAGAGGGAGACGCGCAAGAACCUGUUCGGGGGCCAGUCCCAGAAGGCGGUGCAGCCGCCGCACCUGUACGCCUGGCUGCAGCGCUUCCAGGCCGCGCUGCUGGCCAAGUUCAGCUUCUACUUCCACGAGGCGCUGAGCCGGCAGACGGCGCCGGCCGACAUGCGGGCGCUGACCGCCCGCACGGCGCCGGACUACCACGGGAAGAUCUGCGCCUUCAUCCGCAAGCACGACGCCAGCAACGUGUCGCUGGUGUUCGACAACCGCGGCUCGGAGAGCUUCCAGGGCCACGGCUACCACCACCCGCAGUCCUACCGGGAGGCGCCCAAGGGCGUGGAGCAGUUCCCCGCCGUGGUGUCGCUGCCGUCCGGCGAGCGGCCGCUCACCCACUGGCCCAACGUCAUCAUGAUGAUGGGCGACCGCGCCGCCGAGCUCAACACGCUGGACAAGGUGGUGCACUUCUACGACGACAAGGUCCAGAGCACCUACUACCUGACGCGGCCCGAGCCCCACUUCACCCUGGUGGUCAUCUUCGACGGCCGCAAGUCCGAGAAGGACCAGGCCAUCGCCGCCUUCCUGCAGGAGAUCGCCGUCUCCCUCCGGAACUCCAAGCCCUUCAGCAUCCUCAAACCGGGGUCAAAGGGCUGA
Molecule: messenger RNA, 1344 nt
Organism: Menidia menidia (Atlantic silverside)
Lineage: Eukaryota; Metazoa; Chordata; Actinopteri; Atheriniformes; Atherinopsidae
Source: the annotation of a GenBank genome assembly